GCGAUGACCGACAAGAAGAAGCUGACCCAAGCCGAGCUUUUGGAGCUCCUCAGCCCGCCUCCCUUCAACCAGAAGAAGUGCGUGCCGCCUGAUGCCGUCAUCCAGACUUCCCCAGAGGAGCGUUGGUGGAGGUCAGACUCGCCGCGUCUUCCCGGUGACGAAUUCCCAGAUGUCCCGGUGCAGAAAGC
This is a messenger RNA of Symbiodinium pilosum, 188 nucleotides long. Lineage: Eukaryota; Dinophyceae; Suessiales; Symbiodiniaceae. The record is from the annotation of a GenBank genome assembly.